Messenger RNA from Fukomys damarensis (Damara mole-rat), 2379 nucleotides. It is a transcript of the gene Gpr162, whose product is annotated as G protein-coupled receptor 162. Gene Ontology annotation, cellular component: membrane. Gene Ontology annotation, molecular function: G protein-coupled receptor activity. NCBI's taxonomy places the organism in Eukaryota, Metazoa, Chordata, Mammalia, Rodentia, Bathyergidae. Gene Ontology annotation, biological process: G protein-coupled receptor signaling pathway. The record is from RefSeq and is a predicted model, not a curated record. The transcript has 4 exons. Bases 416 to 2179 code for a protein of 587 amino acids.
CUGGACCAGGUGGCUGAGCCAUCUCCAGUCCCUUGGGCCACUCAGAAGAUUCACCACCUCGUCAAGAACAGGAGACAGACCUGCAAGGUCCGGCUUGGGGACCAGGGCGCCCAGCUCUGGUUGGGAGAGCAGCCAGCUGGCUUCCCGCAUCUAUUCCAGGGACACUAAGGAGGAGCCCCACAAGGCCCGGAGGCUGAGGACGCCCUGUGUGGACCUGCAGCCUCCUCCCGUGCCCUGCACACUGGCCUCAGCUGGGUCGGUCAUGCAAUGCUGAGCAGGAGGGUGGGCCCAGGGCAGCCUGACUGACCACAGGGCAGAGAGUGUGGGCAUCAUGGGGGUGCAUGUAAGUGGGGCUCCUGGGUGAGACCUAGCCCCCACCCCCAGAGCUCAAAGGGGGUGGGGGGCUGAGGAUAGGAUGGCUCGGGGUGGGCUGGGAGCAGAAGAGGCCUCCCUGCGCUCCAACGCACUGUCCUGGCUGGCCUGCGGGCUCCUGGCACUGCUGGCCAAUGCCUGGAUCAUCCUCAGCAUCUCGGCCAAGCAGCAGAAGCACAAGCCACUGGAGCUGCUGCUGUGCUUCCUGGCGGGCACGCACAUUCUCAUGGCGGCUGUGCCCCUCACCACGUUCGCCGUGGUGCAGCUGAGGCGCCAAGCUUCCUCUGACUAUGACUGGAAUGAAAGCAUCUGCAAGGUCUUUGUGUCUACCUACUACACGCUGGCCCUGGCCACCUGCUUCACGGUGGCCUCACUCUCCUACCAUCGCAUGUGGAUGGUGCGCUGGCCCGUCAACUACCGCCUCAGCAACGCCAAGAAGCAGGCACUACAUGCUGUCAUGGGCAUCUGGAUGGUCAGCUUCAUCCUCUCCACGCUGCCGUCCAUCGGCUGGCACAACAAUGGAGAGCGCUACUAUGCCCGAGGCUGCCAGUUCAUAGUCUCCAAGAUUGGCCUUGGCUUUGGUGUCUGCUUCAGCCUCCUGCUGCUCGGGGGCAUUGUCAUGGGGUUGGUUUGCGUGGCCAUCACUUUCUACCAGACGCUGUGGGCCCGGCCCCGGAGAGCUCGGCAGGCCCGGAGAGCAGGGGGCAACGGCAAAGCCAAGGCAGGAGGGCCAGGGGGCUUUGGUGCCCGGCCAGCCUUUGAGGUGCCAGCCAUUGUGGUGGAGGAUACCCGGGGGAAGCGGCGGUCCUCGCUGGAUGGCUCCGAGUCUGCCAAGACGUCCCUGCAGGUCACCAACUUGGUCAGCGCCAUCGUCUUUCUCUAUGACUCACUCACAGGGGUGCCCAUCUUGGUGGUGAGCUUCUUCUCCCUGAAGUCGGACUCGGCGCCCCCGUGGAUGGUGCUGGCCGUGCUGUGGUGCUCCAUGGCGCAGACACUGCUGCUGCCCUCCUUCAUCUGGUCCUGUGAACGCUACCGAGCCGACGUGCGCACGGUGUGGGAGCAGUGUGUGGCUAUCAUGUCUGAGGAGGACGGCGAUGACGAUGGCGGCUGUGAUGACUACACAGAUGGCCGCAUCUGCAAAGUUCGCUUUGAUGCUAAUGGGGCCACGGGGCCAGGGGUCAGGGACCCCGCCCAGGUGAAGCUGCUGCCUGGCCAGCACAUGCUCUUCCCGCCCCUUGAGAGAGUGCACUACUUACAGGUCCCUUUGUCGCGCCGUCUAUCCCACGAUGAGACCAACAUCUUUUCUACGCCCCGGGCACCCGGCUCCUUCCUGCACAAGUGGUCAUCCUCUGACGACAUCCGGGUCCUCCCAUCCCACAGCCGGGCCCUUGAAGGUCCUGCCGGCUACCUGGGACAGAGACGCCGGCUGGAAGACGAAGAGGAUGAAGAGGCAGAAGCAGGGGGGCUGGCCAGCCUCCGCCAGUUCCUGGAAAGUGGGGUUCUGGGAUCAGGUGGGGGACCCCCCCGGGGUCCUGGCUUUUUCCGGGAAGAGAUCACCACCUUCAUUGAUGAGACACCUCUGCCUUCUCCAGCUGCCUCUCCCGGAUCCUCUCCUCGAAGGCCCAGGCCUCUGGGCCUGUCACCCCGCCGCCUGUCUCUGGGGUCCCCCGACAGCAGAGCCCUAGGACUUCCUCUGGGGCUAAGCGUGGGGCGACGCUGUUCCCUGACGGGGAGUGAAGGCAGUGCAAGGGGCUGGGGAAGGCCCUGGGGCCCGGGCACCCCCAUCUUCCCCCAGCUGACCCUGUGAGCCCAGGCAGGCCUGCUGGCCUCAUGGGGGCCAGGUGAGGACACAGAUGUGGCCCUGAGCCCAAGGCCACUGCCCCCAGACUGUGGGAGGUGGGCAACUAGAUCUGGCACUCACGGUGUGGCUCGUGCCCGUUCCAGUGGCCGAAUGCCCUACUCACCCCAUCAUCCCUAGCGAAAUGUAUUAAAGUCCGAGUGUUGCCA